This is a messenger RNA of Hyaloscypha bicolor E, 1153 nucleotides long. RefSeq lists its product as uncharacterized. The transcript has a single exon. The record is from RefSeq and is a predicted model, not a curated record. Lineage: Eukaryota; Fungi; Ascomycota; Leotiomycetes; Helotiales; Hyaloscyphaceae. The coding region runs from base 219 to 791 and encodes 190 amino acids.
GAACCUGCCACCAAUUAUGGAAUCCAUAAAGUUAAGUCCUCUCAUAUAUCCACCCAUAAUCUCUUUCAGUCAUCAUCUGAAGCAUCUGUUAUUUCGCAUUUCCUCUGCGAACCCUUCCGUGUUUUGCAAUUCUUGUUCCCUUGCAUUUCCUGGCACAUAAACUUCCACUGUCCCUUUAGCUUCACGACUCCACGGCUCCACGACCUCCGUCUGCUCGAAUGACGACUUUGUCUAUACCUCCUAAGGCUUUCCUUAGCGGUGCCAUGAACAUGUCGACCAAGAUGAUGGAAGUAGACCUUACCUCCAUUCCGACAACUACCGAAGACCCUCCACCACCGUACAAGACUGAAACCCCCCUCAACGACAACCCCGGCUUCUGCGAAUUCGCCUUCCACGAACGGCAAGCGAACAGCGUUCCCGGCGGCGGGAUGAUAGCACGACAAUACUUCUCCCCCUGCAAAUCGUGCUCUUACCUCUGCGGUGACGAAAUACCUACCUCAUACAGGAAGAACUGGCCAGAGUGGGUGGAUCCAUCUGUGAACUUCCGAUGGGAGUCGCAUGUUGCGUCGAAAGAACCAAUGUUAGGUGGACUACAUGGGGAAUUACUCGGGUGCUGGAUUUGCUGGGAGUAUGACCAGAAUUGGGUCAAGCCGAUGGUGCCGGAGGACUGGUACGCGCAUAUGAGACAACAUUUUAAGGUCGAUGGGUAUAGGGUCUGCAAAGGGAAGACGGGAGCGAUGCAGAGGAGGCGGAAUUGUGGGUUGAGGCACUGUCCGAAGAUCCAUUCUUGAAAGGAGAUGGAGAUUUGAGAGCGAAACAUACCACCAGGAGUCCGGUCGUUCAGAAGAUUACACACUGCGUAAUGCUAUUCGAGUUGGGGAAUCUUGAAUUUGUGUUCGCAUCUCUAUAUUGUCAGAUUUCUUUGCCUCUUGGGCUGGUAGUCUCCCAACCGUUGCGAGAAAUUGGAACAGAGCCUUCGUUCGUGCUCAAUGUGAACGCACCUGCGUGUAAAUGUUGUAUUGGGUCUUGAUCCCCGCGUUUUAUGCAAGUUUGGUGCGGUACUCAGUCUCUGGCCGCGAUUGAGGUAUAGCUUCAAGUAAGCAGGGAAGUUAACGUGCCAAUUACUUAUAAAAGAAAACCCCUUGGAUUUCCC